AUGGCUAUUGGCGUCGAAUCUCUUGUUGAUUUUAGGCCGGAAUCUGGUGUCAUAACUGAGGAUUUAGAUGAAGGUGACCGUAGAAGCAGUGAUGACCCUGAAUGCCUCCGUAAGCAAAGAUUGCAGAAGGCAAUGCUCGUUUCGGAAGAAUGGAAGUCUGCUAUGGUCAAACCACGUACGACAAGCAGUGGGAAAUAUGAAUAUGUUCGCCCAUCGCUGUCUGUUCACAAAUUUAAGCAGGAGUCCGCAUUUGCACUAUCCACUGAGCUGAGCGUUGCAAGUGACAGUAAAAUCUGCAGUGUUAUCAAAAAUAUGCUAUUUCUGUUACGUGAAGCCGAUCUUAUAAAGGAUAACAUUCUGUACAAGUGCAAAAAAAUGAAGGAAGACUUUGAACGUGAGGAAAGUGUGGUGCGUGGAAUUCUAGCCGAAGCAAAUAUACCGGCAGCUAUAUCGGACUCACUUCUUGAUAGUCACUUCACUAUGUCGUCGACAAGGAUAGCAGGUUCCGCUCAAGAAGCACCUCACCCAGUAGUAUCGCCAAAUAAUCGCGAACCAAGUGUCGACAGCACAAUGACAGCUGUUGUCCCACCGCCUUUUCCACCUACAAAUGUACCGCCUCCACCUGUGAUCAGUUCUGUGCCGCCGCCAAUGCCACCGGCAUUUCCUGUUCAUGCAAGUGCUUCGAUGCCUGAUCUGAGUCUGCCACCUCCGAAUAUUACUAAUGUGACCAAUAUGUCGCAGGCGGCGCCAGCGCCAACGCUGCCACCAC
Cooperia oncophora is the source of this 769-nucleotide messenger RNA. The record is from the annotation of a GenBank genome assembly. Lineage: Eukaryota; Metazoa; Nematoda; Chromadorea; Rhabditida; Trichostrongylidae.